Messenger RNA from Tilletiaria anomala UBC 951, 1980 nucleotides. RefSeq names its product acid protease. The record is from RefSeq and is a predicted model, not a curated record. Gene Ontology annotation, molecular function: aspartic-type endopeptidase activity. Gene Ontology annotation, biological process: proteolysis. Bases 121 to 1578 code for a protein of 485 amino acids. NCBI's taxonomy places the organism in Eukaryota, Fungi, Basidiomycota, Exobasidiomycetes, Georgefischeriales, Tilletiariaceae. The transcript has a single exon.
AACAAAGCCAACGCAAGACUUGCCAAGAGAAAUGGCUUACCUGAAGGCGCUGGUAGGCUCGACGCGGUCGAGGGUGCAGCCUUACGGCGUCGGAGCCUGCAGAACCAGCAGGCAGGCGCAAUGUCCCCCACACGGCUUUCAGCAGAUAAUACGCUCGAUGAGCCGCAGAAACGUCUGCUUUCACAAAUGCAGACUGCAAAUGAAGAGGUGGUCCGAGAGGGACCUGUCAGAUUGUCAAAGCGCAAGCUCUUGUUCAAGCAUGGGCGCGUCGGAAUCGUCAUGAAAGACCCUUCCACAAAUGCCGCCACCGCAAGCAUGGCCAAGCGCUUGUUCGGAGGUCUGCUCGACGGUCUAUUGAGUGGCGGUUCUUCGAGCGGUGCUGGUCAGCCUAGUCAAACGGCACUUCCACCCUUGCAGCCUUCCAGCGCGGUGAUGCCAAUGGCCGACAAUAGCACCGUGAUUGGGCAGCCGCAAAACAAGCAAGCCCCCGCAUCCUACGCGAGUGGAGGUUAUCCGAAAGCGGAUCUGGCUGCAGCGAUCAGCGGUGGAUUGCAGUCCGCUUCACCGCCUGUUUCCCAAGGCAGCUUGGGGCUCAAUAUCGAAGCGAAUGACGUUGGCUACGUUGCAACCAUCCGCAUCGGCAGUGCGCAAACACCCUUUCGCAUGCUGAUCGACUCGGGAUCGGCCGAUACUUGGGUCGCAAGCACGGCCUGUCAGCAAUGUGGAAACGAUCAUCAGAAGCUUGGCACGGAAGUCUCUACGUCGUUUCAACACCUCGCUGGCUCCAGCUUCUCCAUCACGUAUGGAACUGGCGCUGUCCGGGGCGCACUCGGUUCGGACAACAUCAAUGUUGCUGGCAUGACGCUGCAAAAUCACACCUUGGGUCUUGCAACGCAAGAAACGACCGACUUCAGUGACCCAUCCGUCCCUUUUGAUGGGCUUAUGGGCCUGGCGAAGACUGAGCUGAGCAAUUCCAACACGCCCACCCCGAUCGAUGCCCUGUACCAGGCAGGCCUUGUCACAGCGCCCGUCAUGGGUUACCACCUUGGGCGCGUAGCUGACGGCACCAACAGCGGAGAGGUGACAUUCGGUGCAGUGGACGCGCAAAAGUAUCAAGGAACGUUGCUGGAGAUCCCCAACGUCUCAACCAAAGGUUUCUGGGAGGCUGCCGUAACGGGUGUCUCUUAUGCUGGACGAGACCUUGGGUUGACAGGCAGAACAGCCAUCUUGGACACGGGCACCAGCUUGAUUGUCGCACCUCAAGCUGACGCGGACGCCGUUCAUGCUGCCAUUCCCGGCUCGCAUGCAGAUGGGCAAGGCGGCUACACGAUUCCUUGCACAACGACGGGCGUGUUUGCUUUCAAGUUCCAAGGUCAGACAUUCGGCAUCGAUCCACGCGACAUGACCUUCUUGCCUGUCGACCAGAACAACCGGAAGGGUGAUUGCGUCAGUGCAAUCUCUGCCGGUAUCGUUGGCGACCCGAAUGAAUGGCUUGUUGGUGCCGCCUUCCUCAAGAACGUCUACUUUGCGACCAAUGCUCGAGAUAACAUGAUUGGUAUCGCAAGGCUGGCGCCUUAGGCUAUGCCGGAAAGCGUUGAGGCCUUCAGCCGGAGAAGUCGCGGGCGGAUCAAUGGAGGGCGGAGCUCAGAUAUUGCAAACACCUCUGUACUUCUCAUCUAACAUCAAUAGCGGAUUGCCGAGGGGCUUCCAGUGAGCGAGGUGGAGCGAAGUUCAUGCUUGAAGCAUGCACGACGUCGUUCAGCAAGAAGAGUGAAUAGUGAAUGAUCUUCUGCUGCCGAGCUGAUUGCGACUACGGAGCAGUCCCGUCCAUGCUUGUCGGCUGAGAUUGGUACAUAGAGCUGCCGGCCUGCCGCCAUCAAAGCACUUGCAUUCCAAUUCAGCACGCGUCAGUCCGUCAAGGAUCUUUGUUGCUCAGUGGCUUGCAUGAGCGCAUCCGUUCAGAGGUAACAAACAAUUUGC